This is a messenger RNA of Aspergillus luchuensis, 828 nucleotides long. Its product is annotated as ceramidase. NCBI's taxonomy places the organism in Eukaryota, Fungi, Ascomycota, Eurotiomycetes, Eurotiales, Aspergillaceae. Gene Ontology annotation, biological process: ceramide biosynthetic process; ceramide catabolic process. The coding region runs from base 1 to 828 and encodes 275 amino acids. The transcript has 7 exons. The record is from RefSeq and is a predicted model, not a curated record. Gene Ontology annotation, cellular component: endoplasmic reticulum membrane.
AUGGAUUCCGCGAUUUCGCCUUUUUGGGGUGCACCAACCUCUUAUCUGAACUUUUGUGAAGAGGAUUAUGUAGUUACGCGAUAUGUUGCGGAGUUUAUCAAUACUCUCAGCAGCUUUGUUUACAUAUUAUAUGGGAUCUACGGUCUCCGGCAGCUCCACAGCAGACACCAAACCGGAUCGCGCUCAAUCCUAUACUGCGGAUUGAUUGGCGUCGGUGUCUGCUCUGCUGGUUACCAUAUGACCUUGAAAUAUCACACUCAGAUGUCGGAUGAGCUUUCCAUGCACCUCCUCACCACUCCGCUUCUCUACCGCAUUCUCUCCUUCCAGGCCACCCCUCAGUACACGAAGACUGUAGGAAUCGUUCUCUCCGUACUGUUCACGAUCGUCAUGGUCGUCCACAUGGUCAUGGACGAGUUCCUGCUCCAUGCGGUGACGUUCGGCACCGCUGUGUAUUUGAUCGCGACUCGCACGCUCAAGAUCAUUCCUCGGGAGAUCCCGGAUGUCGAGGAUCGCAAGAGGAUUCAGAACGUGGCGCUCUUUGGGUGCGCGAGCUUUAUCUUCGGAUACCUCGUCUGGCUGGUUGACGAGUGGGUGUGUCAGUCUCUGAUCGGAGCCAGACACGCGGUCGGACUGCCCGUGGCGUUUUUGCUUGAGUUGCAUGGCUGGUGGCAUGUCUUUACUGCGAUUGGUGGGUAUAUCGCCGUGGCGAUUAUUGAUUUGAUUACUUCCGGGAAUUUGCAACGGGACUCGGUUGCACAGCUCGCGUGGCCAUUGCCGACUGUUGCGAGGCUGCUCGGGCCGGCUGAGGGAGAGAUGAAGUGGAAGUAG